CGUUGGUCAUACAAGACGGCGAAUCCGCACAAAAAAAAAAAACAAUUUGAAAAUGCCCCUGUCGGACAGUUCCGCGUCUUCCGCAAAGAUCACCCGGAGAGCAGCGUCAGAACUCGCCAGAGCGGAAUCUCUUACAUCUCCACGGUUCGUGGGACGGAGGCAGAGCCUGAUCGAGGAUGCGAGGAAGGGGCGGGAGGCUGCGGCCGCGGCGGCCGCUGUCGAGGCGACCGAGCCGGGCGAGCAGAUCGUCUUCGAGGAAGAGGAUGGAAAAGCCGUGCUGAACCUCUUCUUCACGCUGAGGGUCGCCCAGAGCCCGGCGCUGUCGCGGGCACUCAAGGUCUUCGAGACGUUCGAGGCCAAGAUUCAUCACCUGGAGACCAGACCGAGCCGGAAGUCCAGCGCCGGAAAUCUCGAGCACCUGGACUACCUCGUGCGCUGCGUAGUACACCUGUCUGACGUGAAUACGCUCAUAGGCUCACUAAAGCGGACUGCUGAAGACGUCAGAACCACAAAAGAGGUUAAAGUUCACUGGUUUCCAAAGAAAAUCAGCGAGUUGGACAGAUGUCAUCAUUUGGUCACAAAAUACGACCCAGACUUGGACCAAGACCACCCAGGUUUCACGGACCCCAUCUAUCGACAACGGAGGAAAGCGAUUGGAGACCUCGCUUUCAGUCACAAACAUGGCACACCCAUACCCAGAGUGGACUACACCCAGGAAGAAAUUGCCACAUGGAGGGAAGUGUACAGCAUGCUGACUGAGGUCAACACCAUGCACGCCUGCAGUGAGCACCUGGAGGCGUUUGGGCUGCUGGAGAAACACUGCGGCUACAGCCCAGACAACAUCCCCCAGCUGCAGGACGUCUCCAGCUUCCUCAGAGAGCGUACUGGUUUCCAGUUGCGUCCGGUCGCUGGGCUCCUCUCAGCCAGGGACUUCCUGGCCAGUCUGGCGUUCCGGGUUUUCCAGUGUACUCAGUACAUCCGUCACGCGUCCUCCCCCAUGUACUCACCCGAACCCGACUGCGUGCACGAGCUGCUGGGGCAUGUCCCGAUGCUGGCGGACAAAACCUUCGCCCAGUUCUCUCAGAACAUUGGGUUGGCCUCCCUGGGGGCAUCUGAUGAGGACAUAGAGAAGCUGUCCACGCUGUACUGGUUCACGGUGGAGUUUGGGCUCUGCAGACAGGGCGGGGAGGUGAAGGCCUAUGGAGCUGGCCUGCUGUCCUCCUACGGAGAACUACUGCACGCUCUGUCGGACGAGCCGGAGCGCAGAGAGUUCGACCCGGAGGAGGCCGCUGUGCAGCCCUACCAGGACCAGAAUUACCAGCCCGUCUACUUUGUGUCUGAGAGCUUCACUCACGCCAAGGAGAAACUCAGGGAGUAUGUGACAGGGAUCAAGCGGCCGUUCUCGGUGCGGUACGACCCGUUCACGGAGAGCGUGGAGGUGCUGGACGACCCUCUGAAGAUCCGGGCGGGCCUGGAGUGUGUGAAGGACGAGCUGAAGACCCUCACAGACGCCCUGAACGUGCUGGCGUAGGGCAGCAGGCCCGGUCCCGAGGCCCCGGGCCCCUCCUGGCCCCUCCUGGCCCCUCCUGGCCCCUCCUGGCCCCUCCUGGCCCCUUCAGCGAAACACACAAACAAUCAUUUAAAAAACAGAAAAAUAUCACCGACUGUAUAGCACAUUUGUGUUUUUAUAAUUGUCUCGAUGUCACGUGCAUUACUUUGUGAUUAAAUGAGUGAGCGUGUUGCUCUUUUCCUCUUGAA
Molecule: messenger RNA, 1758 nt
Organism: Conger conger (European conger)
Lineage: Eukaryota; Metazoa; Chordata; Actinopteri; Anguilliformes; Congridae
Product: tyrosine 3-monooxygenase-like
Exons: 13
Coding region: 53-1531 (492 amino acids)
Biological process (GO): dopamine biosynthetic process from tyrosine
Cellular component (GO): axon; perikaryon; cytoplasm
Molecular function (GO): iron ion binding; tyrosine 3-monooxygenase activity
Source: RefSeq, a predicted model, not a curated record